Yarrowia lipolytica CLIB122 is the source of this 849-nucleotide messenger RNA. RefSeq lists its product as uncharacterized. Gene Ontology annotation, biological process: phosphatidic acid biosynthetic process. The record is from RefSeq and is a predicted model, not a curated record. Gene Ontology annotation, molecular function: 1-acylglycerol-3-phosphate O-acyltransferase activity. NCBI's taxonomy places the organism in Eukaryota, Fungi, Ascomycota, Dipodascomycetes, Dipodascales. Gene Ontology annotation, cellular component: endoplasmic reticulum; membrane.
AUGUCCGUUGCAUCCAAGCUCGUCUUCUACGUCCGCGCCGCCAUCGCCGUGGUCAUCUUUGCCGCCUGUGCCACCUACGGCGUGCUGGCGUCCACCAUUCUCACCGCCAUCGGCAAGCAGGGCCUGGCCCAAUGGACCGUUGCCAGAGCCUUCUACUACUCGGUGCGCAUCUUCCUGGGUAUCAGCAUCAAGCUGCGUAGCCGGCAGGUGACCGGAACCGCCGGUCUGGAUGCCUCCAAGAUCCAGGUCGCCAACACCACCAAGCCCAUUGACGACAUCACCAAACACCUGCCCCGACCAUGCAUUCUGAUUUCCAACCACCAGAACGAAAUGGACAUUCUGGUGCUCGGUCGCAUCUUCCCCCAGUACUGCUCCGUCACCGCCAAAAAGGCCCUCAAGUGGUACCCUCUGCUGGGCCAGUUCAUGGCGCUGUCCGGCACCAUCUUCCUGGACCGAAAGGACCGAACCAAGUCCGUGCAGACCCUCGGCGGCGCCGUCAAGACCAUCCAGAGCGGCAACGGAGGCAAGGGCCAGAGCGUCUUCAUGUUCCCCGAGGGAACCCGAUCCUACUCCAAGGACGUCGGCAUCAUGCCCUUCAAGAAGGGCUGUUUCCACCUGGCGGUCCAGUCGGGCGCUCCCAUUGUCCCCGUGGUGGUCCAGAACACCUCCCGAAUGUUUUCUUUCGGCCGAGGCAAGCUGGACGCCGGAGAGAUCCUUGUCGACGUCCUGAGCCCCAUUGAGACCAAGGGUCUGGACGCCAGCAACGUCGACGCUCUCAUGGCCACCACUUAUAAGGCCAUGUGCGAGACUGCCGACCAGAUUGGCUACGCUGGCCAGAAGACUCAGUAG